Messenger RNA from Neodiprion fabricii, 4078 nucleotides. RefSeq names its product nischarin. Gene Ontology annotation, molecular function: integrin binding; phosphatidylinositol binding; protein kinase binding. The record is from RefSeq and is a predicted model, not a curated record. Gene Ontology annotation, cellular component: cytoplasm. The coding region runs from base 735 to 2141 and encodes 468 amino acids. The transcript has 2 exons. Lineage: Eukaryota; Metazoa; Arthropoda; Insecta; Hymenoptera; Diprionidae.
UUGAUCGUAAAGAGUUUCAGCACCUUCUUCAGCGUUUAUCAGCACUGAAAACCAACGCAACAAGUGCCGCGCGACGUGAAGUUCGAAGCGGAACAGGAUGCCGAAAAUUCGCGAACAUCUCGCAACUAGUGCCACCUGCACGUCAAAAUGUAAAAGCGAAGUGAAAACAGAUGGUGGCGUUGUCUAGCGUCGAAGAAUAAAACAGUUUUCGCUCAGUAUCGUCAUCCUGUUUGCUCUGCGGUUUCUUGACUAACUUCGUCUCGCUUGAGAUAUAAAAACGAGGGGGAAAAAGAUAUACCAGGCGACGUCUUGUGCCGUUCGUUGGGAGCUGUCAAUUUUGACAAAGCACGGAACGAGAUGUCUGACGUUUGUAGAUAACAGUUUAAAAUUGCAACAGUUGACUGAUUUUCUCAAGCGUGAAGAUGUGCGAUUCGAGUAAUAAAAAGCGAUGACGCUUCUACUUCGCGGUAGAUAAAAAAAAAAGAGAAGAAAAUGCACGGUGCAACGAGGUUUUGUUUGUUCGCGAAAAAGAUAUUGCUACUGUUGCUGCUCGUCGUCGUGCGAUAGAAACUGGCUUCAUUCCCUUCUCUACGCUCACCGUUCUUCCAACGAGCUCGGAGGGAUUAUUUGAGUCACUUUGUUUAACAGGCACGCCUAACCUUCGCGUGACUUACAAACUCGUUAACGAGGUUUCUUCUGUUACCCGAGAAAUCGGAACGCGGCUGUGAUCGAAAAUGGCAUGUGUACUGCUCAAUCAGGACAAUGUUCGCAUAAAAAUACCGUCCUCGGAGACGAUCGAGAACGUGACCUACUACGAGAUUGAAGUUACGGUGUCGUCGAUCAAAUGGACUCUGAGGCACAGAUACAACGAUUUCGCCGAACUCCACGAGACCCUCGUGGCCGAGCACUGCGUCGAGAAGGAUAUUCUGCCCCCGAAAAAGUUGAUCGGCAACAAGAGCGAAGGGUUUAUAGAGAAGCGGAGAAUCGCCCUCGAGACCUAUCUCAACUCGGUCUACACCUACCUGAAAAAAGCUAUGCCGAGGGAGCUCGCUUUGUUCCUUGAAUUUCACGUUUACGACAUAUUUUUUCUACUGCAGAACAUGGCGCUUCGAUUCUUCAACGAAGGUGUUACCAUCCUUGAAAAUUCACAGUUUCACACCUUUGAUCUAGUCCAGCUCUACGCCAUCAGCAAACGACUGAAGCAGCCUCGUUCUCCCCUCGAAGUUGUCGAUCGAAAGUUCGACUUUAGCCAUGUCUUGGACUUCAAUUCGCACUUAAGAAGCCUCGUGGUUGAAGGGAGCAGCGCUCCUUACGGUACAAGCAACAUUGUGCCGUGUACUCUUCCAGUGGAAUUUUCUACGUUUAGGAGCGUCGAGAAUCUCACGAUCGAUGGGUAUUCUGUGAACAGGAUUUACAACAUGGGAAAUCUACGAGACACUGUGAAGGUUUUAAAGGUCCACAAUACCUCGUUGAAGAACAUCGUCGAACUUGCGAUGUGCGAAGAGGUUCACAGGCACAUCGCUAAUGCGAACGAUUCUCACCUUUGGUUAAAAGUCACGCAGUUGGAUUUAAGCAGAAAUAGAAUCGAGACUAUCGACGAAGCGAUCAGACUUCUGCCCCACAUCGAAUCUCUGACAUUAAACAACAAUGCGUUGUCCGAAAUAUCGAAUGUUACCCUGCUCCCAAGAUUGUCCGAGCUUCACUUAGCAUCCAACAAUUUUACGUCGUUACCUGACAAUCUGCAUACCAAGUUGGGGAACAUUGUUUUUAUUGACCUUUCGCAGAACAAAUUGAGCUCUUUGUCCGCCUUCGCAAAAUUGUAUUCAUUAGAGGGAUUGGACAUUAGUUGCAACCACAUCGAGGACAUUGAGGAGAUAAAAUACGUCGGGUGUUUGCCCUGUUUGGAGAAUUUGAUGCUCACAGGGAAUCCGGUUUCGACUAUUGUUGAUUACAGAGUCAAAGUAUUACAGCCGUUUGGCAAAAGAGCAGCUGAAAUUUGCUUGGAUAAUGAAAGACCAAACCAAAAGGAAUUGGACACUGUUUCUAUUUUACAAGCGCUCAGAAUAGCGCGAGAAGGUAAACCUGUUGUCUUUAAUGCCAAUGACGAAGCUUUGUUCUCAGCGCAAGUUCCGAGCAGUUAGAUUAGGCGUUACUUCGAAGUUAAGUGCACAUGCAACACGCACUUGUUAUAAAAGUGUCCAAAAAGAAGGAAAAAAGCUAAAGAAAAGAGAGAAAUGCUUCGUCACUCAAAAUUAGACAAUAUUCAGUGCAAAGAGACGACUUUCGUAUGUUGUAGUUGGUAGAUUGGUCGAAAGUUAGAUUUUUAAGUAUUUUUAAUAACGAUGAGCAAUUAGCAUUUUUACCAAUUUCGACAUCAUCAAAGGCACUUUGUCCAGGUUUGUACCUUUUCAUGACCCAUUUUCUAAUUCGUACCAACGUUAGGGUUGUAUUCAACGACAGGAAACUUUCCCCAGAAUCCUGCAUUAGUAUUCUGCAUAACUGUCAGGUUAGUCUAGUCGCAGCUGAUUUUUAAACUACUCGUUACCAAAGGUUAGGAACCAAGUUUGCGAAGUGUAUCAGACUUCUGAUAAACAUUGCAGAACUUAUAAAAUGAUAGAUAAAGUUCUUUGCGAGGCUCAGUCCACUUAGUAUUUAUUAGGGUAUUUUCAUUCUGUGUUUAGCGAGGAUUUCCUUCUCUCUGACUCACCGCAUCCCAUCUAAAGUAAAUAUUAAUAAUUGUUUAUCACAUUGAAUAUUGAACACGAUCAAUUUUCGCAUGUAUGUACAUAGUGAGAGAUGUGCAUUGAAAAGUUUUGUUUCUUUACGCCAACUACUUACAACAAGCAGAUCAUAACUUAGUAAUGUAAAAUCUGAUACAAUAAUCCAUCAGUAUGGGUACAAUGUUAUUUUUCUGACCUUGCAGUCAAUUUUAAUUAGAUCGAUAGUUUGCAAUGAAGUUAUUCUAUUUAAUUGAUUUAUUUAAUUUUUCUUUCAUUUCAAUUCGGUGAUAUCUAUUCAGUAUGCUAUACCAAAACUCAGUAGAUAAUAAGAAUGAAACAGGAAAAGAAAACCAUUGAAAAUAAAGAAUUAAAUGGAUAUCGUUUUUACGACUACAAAGCUUCGGCUGUGUAGACUGAAUUAUAUUACUCACAUACAAUAUCCACAUAUAGUCACGCAUACGAUAUUUACACGCAGUCGGUUAUAGUUAGCCAGGGUAGGUUUGUAGCAGGCAUUCGAAACAAUUCACGGUAAACCCCCCAUAACACUAUUCUCCAUUAUUCUUUUUAUACUCAAUACUAAGACUAGAAUUAAUCUCCAAUAUGUAUAUUUACCACAAAUUUGAUAUUAAUGAUGUCUGAAGUCGUUGUAAUCACACAAUGGAAAAACAAGAACGGAGACUAAAGACGCAUCGAAUAUAAUAUAUUAUUUUAAAAUUGAAAUUCUAAAGAGGAAGAUAGUCGAAAUGAGAUAUAGUGUAAGAUGAAUUACUGUACAUGAAUAUUUUUAUUAAUAUAUGUGUACCUAUAUAUAUAUUAUAUAUAUGUAUAAAUAAUCUGAAUCUAUACAUGCGUCACUAUUAUUCUGUACAUAAAACGAAUCACUAUUUUGUCAAUAAAGUGAAAAUCUGUGAUAUAAAACGGCCUGACUUUUAUCGUAGGGAUCAACACGCGAAUAGAAUAUUGGUAUAACAACGAUAUCGCGCAUGUUACACCGAUGUAAAUGUAAGUACUAUGACCGAUGAAAAUUAAAUUCUGAAUAUGCCGUGACGAUUUUAUUCUUCGCCUUGAAAAUAAGGACAGAAAACAAAAAAACACAAUAAAUUAUAGAUCACCGUCGUCUUAUCUUAAACACCAAUUAACAAUCAGUAAUUAAUAUCGUAAUUGUACAGCGUUUAGCGUAUUUUGUGGAAACAAAUGGAAGAAGCAUGCAUAUACAUAGACAUGUAUUAUACGCAUGUAACGAUGUUCGGUAGAAGCACUAAUCGGCGAUACGACCGAAAACUCUAAUCGGUAACAUGACAUUCCACAAAUAACUUCUUUCUUCUCUUGCAUAUUUCGCCGAAGCAGAAACAGAUAAC